AUGACUUUCAAAGCUCUCUCACCAGAACCUUUUCUACAGCGUCCACUUUCUCAAGCAGCACGGGGCUGGCAAUCGAAGUUACAUCCCCUCCGCAGUAACAACGGCCGGAAUCUCAUUCACUCGCAAUUUAGCAUCUCAGAUUGGCUCGUGAUAGGUUCCUGCUUACAAGCUCUCAUCAUCCUCGUUUCUCCCUACUCGGUUGCCCACUCUUUGGCUCCUACGUUUGCUCUCGCAGCAUACAAGAUCAUGAAGACGGUCUGUAUCACGUGUCGCUUACAUGCGAAUCCUCAUAUGGACGGCGUCCGGAUUGGUAGGACCACGGCCAUCUUUCCGGCAUCAGAUGGGAGCUUUGAUCGGAAUAAGGGGGAUACGUUUGGAGGUGAGGGCAUUUGCGUGUUCCUACUAUCGACGAAAUGUAACCAUCCGUUGGGUAUGAUGUACCCACCAUUCAAGACUUUGUUAGACCAUGGACGAGACAUGUUCAUAGAGCUUGAUAAGAACCCAGCAGACUAUGGCUUCCUCGGUCAUUCUACAUACGACAGCACUGAAGAUAUCACCAAACCCGUCAGCAUGUCUAUACUUUACUUCCGUUCCCUAGAACACGUUUACAAGUUCGCCCACUCGAAGAUCCAUCGUGCAGGUUGGGACUGGUUCACGAAGAUGGGUGCAAAUAUAGAUCAGGUAUCGAUUGGACACGAGGUUUACGAUGUCCCGAAAGGGAAAUGGGAAAACAUCUAUGUUAAUGCUAAGCCCUACGGCUUUGCUGCAACAUCCCAUGCCAUAAAGACAGAUGGUGUCGAGAGACAAUGGGUAUGUCCACUGAUUGACGCCAAGAAAAUGGGAGGAAAACAGAGAAUGGAGCCAAUUAAAGGCUGA
Lachnellula hyalina is the source of this 876-nucleotide messenger RNA. RefSeq names its product Monooxygenase (gene af470). Lineage: Eukaryota; Fungi; Ascomycota; Leotiomycetes; Helotiales; Lachnaceae. The record is from RefSeq and is a predicted model, not a curated record. The transcript is spliced from 3 exons. The coding region runs from base 1 to 876 and encodes 291 amino acids.